GGUACUACUGUAAAGUCAUCCGUAUGAAUCAUAAACAAAUUUUGUUGAUAGAUACUACAUUGUAUCAAAGAUUGGGGAUGAAAAGCAAGACUUUCAAAUUCUUUUGGAGAAGAGGCGGGACUUUGGCUUGGAGUGGGCCAAGGAGCGUCCUGCACAAAUGGGGAGGGGUGUCACUUCACUGAAAAAGCCUUCAACUAGAGUAGGGCAUUGAAGUCUGGAUUCAGAGCUUCACAAGAUCUUCUUUGCACCGCGGGAGCACAUAAGAGACUGCCUGCUUAUUAACUUUGAACAUUCAUUAGGUUUGUGAUGUGGCAAACAACUAUGACAAGACUAAUUUUGUACCUCUGCAUAUUCAAGAAGGCAACUGGAGACCUCCAGGAGAAAUUUAAAGAAAUGAAUAUAGAAUUCGCAAUCAACUUCUAUCAAAUGUUAAAAGAAACCAAGAACAACUCCAAUGUAAUUAUUUCUCCAGCUGGGAUUUCUGUCUCAAUGGGGCUUUUACAAAUUGGGGCAAAACGAAAUACAUUCUCACAGCUGGAAGAUGUUCUAGGCUAUAAUAUUAAUGAUCACAGAGUACUAGACUACCUGCAAAAGAUGUAUGAUGGCUUGAAUAACUCAAGUCAAGCGGGGAUCCUACAACUGCUCUCUGCUGUCUUCAUUCACAGGGAUGCUGUGAUCUCACCUGCCUUUGUUCAGCAGCUGUCAUCCUGGGCAAACAGUAGUCUUCAGCGUACAGAUUUCAGUCAACCUGACCAGACACACAGACAGAUCAACCAAUGGGUGAAGAGUCAUACUGGAGGUGAAGUAACAGAUGUCAUAUCUUGUGAACACAUAGGUUCAGCUCUUGCACAGAUUGCUAUAGUCAGUGCUUUGCACUUCAAAAGUACUUGGCGGAAACAGUUCUCUUUCACAAACACUCAGAACCUGCCUUUCAUCACUGCAGAUGGAUCAACCAUUAAAGUUCCAAUGAUGUACCAAGCAGCAGAAGUCAACUUUGGUCAAUUUAAAACUCCAGCAGAGCAGAGACUGACAGUCUUGGAGCUUCCCUUUCUUGCAAAUGAAGUCAGUCUGUUUUUAGUGCUUCCCACUGAUAGGAAAAUCUCCCUUGCUCUUAUUGAACCUUGCAUCACAGCGCGAGCAAUUUCACAAUGGACAAGUGGCCUGAGUAAAAUUAAGUUGGAUGUCUUCCUGCCAAGGUUUAUAAUAAAAAAUAAAUUCAACCUAAAGACAGCCUUAUUUGCUCUAGGAAUCAAAGACCUUUUUGAUCCCAAUAAAGCUGACUUUGGAGGAAUUUCAGAACAAGACAGCCUUUACGUGUCAGAAGCUAUACAUGAAGCAGAAAUUGAAAUAACAGAACAUGGAACCAAAGCAUCAUCUGCUACAGCCAUGGUGUUAUUAAAAAGAUCAAGGGCUCCUUUAUUUAAAGCAGAUCGACCAUUCUUCUUCCUUUUGAGACAUGCAAGUACAGGUUCUAUUCUCUUUAUUGGGAGGGUUCAAAAUCCAGUGGAAUCCAGAUUGUGAAGCACAACCAUCAUUGUAACAAAAUUAAUGGACUGUUGGUGUGAAAUUCUAAAACAUUAUUUAUUUUGGCAACUAAGGAAUAUGGACAAUAGGAUAUAUUGUAUAUAUUUGUAAAUAAAUUUUGAUUACACUUUUUUACACAAUA
Messenger RNA from Polypterus senegalus (gray bichir), 1666 nucleotides. It is a transcript of the gene serpine3, whose product is annotated as serpin peptidase inhibitor, clade E (nexin, plasminogen activator inhibitor type 1), member 3. Gene Ontology annotation, molecular function: serine-type endopeptidase inhibitor activity. The transcript is spliced from 9 exons. The record is from RefSeq and is a predicted model, not a curated record. Gene Ontology annotation, biological process: negative regulation of endopeptidase activity. NCBI's taxonomy places the organism in Eukaryota, Metazoa, Chordata, Cladistia, Polypteriformes, Polypteridae. The coding region runs from base 307 to 1521 and encodes 404 amino acids.